Didymodactylos carnosus is the source of this 405-nucleotide messenger RNA. Lineage: Eukaryota; Metazoa; Rotifera; Eurotatoria; Philodinida; Philodinidae. The record is from the annotation of a GenBank genome assembly.
AUGUCAGAUCAAAUUCAACAAGCUUUAACAUCAGCAGCCAAAAUAAAAGAAAUACGUUUAGUUAAAAAUGCAUGGUCAGGAGAAUCGAAAGGUUGUGGAUAUGCUGACUUUGAAAAUAAACAUGAUUCUCAACAAGUAUUAAAAUUAGUAGCUAUCAAUCCACUACAAAAACAACAAAAGGCAUCAUCAGUCAGCGCUUCGCUGUCAUUAGGCGCUUCGGAGAAAUCAUCAGGGCCAAGAGGAAAAGGUCCUUCACAAAUCGCAUUAAUACCAAGAAAAUUAACAACUAAAACAACAAUGACAACAGUAAAUCCACACGCAAACAAUGUCAUCACUGGCAUCGCUACUACUACUGUAUUCACAUUGAAAAAUGAUGAUUUUAGGAAAAUAUUUAUUAAAAAAUAA